This is a messenger RNA of Neodiprion virginianus, 879 nucleotides long. RefSeq names its product ubiquitin-like protein 5 (gene ubl). Gene Ontology annotation, molecular function: protein tag activity; protein binding. The transcript is spliced from 4 exons. Gene Ontology annotation, biological process: protein modification process; mRNA splicing, via spliceosome. Bases 493 to 714 code for a protein of 73 amino acids. Gene Ontology annotation, cellular component: cytoplasm; nucleus. The record is from RefSeq and is a predicted model, not a curated record. NCBI's taxonomy places the organism in Eukaryota, Metazoa, Arthropoda, Insecta, Hymenoptera, Diprionidae.
GCACAUAAGAAUGGAAAACAGUUGAAUAAAAAUCGUCCCGUCAUGAUGACGGAUAGUUCUGUAUGAAUAACACAAAUAGUUUGAAAUUAUUUUACCUUUGCACUGUACGAUUUGCUGUAACUGCGUAAUUAGCAAGAAAUUGAUCGUAGAUCGUUGCCGCCGGGAAAACUGCAGUAGGGGAAAAUGAUUGAAGGAGUCUGGGGAAAAGUCACAGACAACUUAUAGGGAGAAGUUGCGAAGCGUAUGCAGCGUGUGUUGCUUGCAGUUACCGCGUGUUUAAUUGCAAGGAGCUCGAAGACAAAUACCGUAAUAAAACGUUGGUGAGAUCAUGCAGACUAGAAACCUUGCGUGAUUUUAUUAGAAGGCUGCGGGCAGACAUCGGUUUACGAGAAACAAUUAAAAUAAAAUAAAAGAGAUACUGCUACGCGCAUUUGUUACUUACGACGCGUGUAAUUUCACUGUGUAGAUUGAAGCACCCAGUGAAGCAAAAAAAUGCUUGAGAUCACUUGCAAUGACCGUCUUGGAAAAAAAGUAAGAGUGAAAUGUAAUCCCGAUGACACGAUAGGAGAUCUAAAAAAGCUGAUAGCGGCGCAAACGGGAACCCAUUGGGAAAAGAUAGUCUUAAAAAAAUGGUACACCAUAUUCAAAGACCACAUUAAGCUCCAAGACUAUGAAAUACACGAUGGUAUGAAUUUGGAGUUGUAUUACCAGUGAAGAUAUGCACGUCUGAUAUUAAGAUAUAAUGACUUUGUACAAUAAUAAUAAUAAUAAAUUUAACUAUAAAUAGCAACGUGUCUAAAUACUAUUUUUAAUGUGUAUAGCAAUUAUACUUUACAUGUAACAAAUAAAUAAAUACAACAUUCAACUUCAUAACUAUAA